AUGCAGCAAGCUUGGGAUCGGACAAGUAGCACUGAGAGGGUCAAGAGAGACCAUACAAAAAUGCUGGGAAAAGGACAAAGUGGUGGAUAUCCCCCCGAGACAACCAGUGAACUCUUGCAGAGCAUCAAUGCACUGCCCUUGGACAGCGGCGAAAAGAAGAGUUUCCAGGUAGGGGCCGGCGGUGUGCAUUCGGGGCCACACCAGCAGAACCAGCAGCUCCUCCUGACACCAGCCAGCCUCCAGCUUGCUCAGCUCCAAGCUCAGCUUACCCUCCAUCGCCUGAAACUUGCUCAGGGGGGUAAUUCAGCCAAUGCAGCUACUCUUCUCAAUCAGGUUCUUUCCAAUGUCGCCAUGUCCCAACCCCUGUUCAAUCAGCUACGGACUUCAAGUAUGGUUGGAAACCCUCAGGGUGGCUUUCCGACAGGGGUGCUAGGUUUUUCCUCUUCAAAUUCAAGCUUGGGGGCCUUGGUGGGUGGGGGAUUCAACCAAAACCCAGGAAAUGUGAGACUGAACCAUCCUGGUGGAGGGGGAACAGUGGGCCAACAGGGUGCGGAGUAUGGUAAAACGUCAGGCUCAACUUACCCUUCUGAUACUGACCGGCGUAUUCAGUACAACUUAGGUGGAGGGACAUCUACAGCAUCAGCCACUGCUGGUGAUGGACAAUACACAAUGAUCAACACACAGGCAAAAAACAUGAGCAAUGUUGGUUUUCAGAGAGAUUUCUAUGGGCAUGAUAUGCUGGGGCAACAAGCUGGGUUUAGUGUCAAUGACCAGAAGGUGAAUGUUUAUAACUCCAAGGAGCAAUGGAAGGGCCCGGCUAACUUGAGUCACACUGGAAAGGUGGAUAUGGUUUCUAAUGCCGCCAACAUGUGGACAGCAGCUGGGCAGCCAAUUCGGUCCAGAACAGAACUGUAUAACCCAGAGGAGCCCACCCCUGACCCCAAGUUCAAUCACAUUAGUGGAGUUUCCUCUUUUUCUUCAAGUGGCACACAGGGAUUUGGGGGCUACCAACCCCUGCAUGGAAGUGAUGCAACCCUAUCUUCAGGUACCAGGACACUUCAGCCUUACCAAGUCAAUGAUUACCAUGCCGCCACACCCACUCAACUGCCACACCAGUGUAGCAUCUGUGACAAGAAGGUCUACAACCUCAAGGACUGGGACCAGCACGUGAAGGGAAAACUACACCUACAGAACCGAACCUUGUACGCAAAUGAAAGCUCCGCAGUGGUAUCAGCUGGAGCUGUUCACUACUCUGUCGGUAGGCCUUCUGAUGGCGGUCUGAACGCUGGAGGGACGAACUCAAUGGUUUACUCCUCUGCAAGUCAAGAUGUAUCCACUGGAGCUAAUGCAUCAUACUUGCCUGCUGCAGCCAUGAAGACUUAUCCCACGUCAGACACAGGAUUUUCCUCGCAUCAGCCAGAGUCAAAGGCAACAAUAGGGCGGGUCGUUCACAUCUGCAACCUCCCUGAAGGCAGCUGCACUGAGAAUGAUGUCAUCCACCUGGGAAUACCCUUUGGCAAAGUCACCAACUACAUCCUCAUGCGCUCCACCCAUCAGGCAUUUCUUGAGAUGGCAUAUGUUGAAGCCGCUCAGGCCAUGGUUCAAUACUACCAACUUACUCCAGCUACGAUUAACAAUCAAAAACUUCUCAUACGAAUGUCUAAGAGAUACAAGGAGCUGCAACUCAAGAAACCAGGUAAAGAUGUUCAAACAAUCAUCCACGACAUCACCUCUCAGCGGGAAAGGGAUGAGAUGCAAGAACACGAACACUACAUCCCAGAGAGAGCGCGCUCCCGCAGCCCAAUCAGCCGAUCCCUCAGCCCUCAUUCCCACAGCCCAAGUUUUACAUCAUGCAGCUCAGCCCACAGCCCCCAGGGCGCAUCCUGCCGGGGUCCGGAAAGAGGCAGUAAUGGCCUGGGCCCCCGCCGGGGUUCCUGGGAUCGGUCGUCACACUUGAGAAGGGGUGAGGACGACAGGGAAAGGGAAGACCCAUGGAGAAAUGAGGGCAGCGUGGAUGAUGAUCGGCCUAGUGGACGAGCAGCCGACCGCCGGAAGGUUUACCAGAAACCCUUGGAUCAUAUCAGCUCGAGAUCUGCAGAUGAGCGAGGAGGUGGCGGAGGUGAAGGGAUCAGGGGCAACAGAGACUGGCAACCGCGAGGCAGCCCUCAAGGCAUGUCUUUCAACUCGUACAGGAACAUGGAGGAUGACAUCUACAUGAAGGAACAAAUGUACAAGUCAGACAAGCCGCCUAGACCUCCAUACCAGAGGCCCGACACAAAGCCCAAGAGGAGAGAUGGAGGCGACUACCAUAAUAGAUCGAGGCAUUCUGUGUUUGAGAUAACUGAGGAGCCACUUCGCAGAACACUAGAGGACAAGAGGCCGGGUUCACCAGACAGGGGCAGGGGCAAAAAGACAAGCAGGAGGCACACCACUGCAGACAAACACGAUAAAGAAAAUGCUACUGAAAAUACUGAACGCAAGUCAAAAGAAAAAUCUUUUUCACCUCAGCAAAGCGACAUGCCAAAAGAGACGAUAGAAUGUAGUAAAGAAAGAAACACUGUGAAGGAGUGGGAAAGUGGAGAUGAUACUGAUGGAGACUGCUGGUACCCUAAGAACAUGGAGGAACUGGUCACUGUAGAUGAAGUUGGAGGAGAAGAUGAUUUCAUAGUUGAGCCUGACCUUCCCGAGCUGGAAGAGUUUGUAUCCCGCCCCCAAGAGCCUACGGGUGAAGAAGCAGCGGAGGAGUGCAUACCACCCCCUACCCCCUCCUCCUUGGAGGUUCAGGAAACAUCUAGCAGGGAUAUUGGACACCCAGAAGAAACAUCUGUUAACAAAAAGCCAGGGAAUGUUAUAAGUGCAAGCAGUCCUGAAGAGCAGAUGUUCAGCGCAGCGACUCCUGAGCUACCAGUCACUGACCUCAGUGACUUCCCCAGUGAGGAGUUCAAAGCGGCCCUAGAGGAGACAUGUUUAGAGGACAAAGUGACCCGCAGUGGGCCUUCAGAGGAGUUGAUGGAACAUCAUAUUUACGUAUCACAAGAUGGCAAAAACGUGGAAGUAGGAAAGGUCCCAGAAACAAUCAAUAAUGGGGUUCAUCACAAGGACGGCAUUCUUAAAAAAGAGAUUGAGGCUCCCUCGCCGUCUCGUGAGCAAGACAAAGCUGUCAGUGAACACAGCAUCCCUUUGGGAGUGGAGUUCAUUGUGCCGAGGACGGGUUUCUACUGUAAGCUCUGCGAACUGUUCUAUAACAGUGAGGAGACGGCCAAGAGUACACACUGCCGCAGCACCGUGCACUACAGGAACCUCCAGAAGUACCUGUCCCAGCUGGCAGAGGACGGUCUGUCGGGCUUACUUUCUGAACCCUCCGCUACACAGUGACGUCUCAGUGGAAGGAUUUGUGUGUGUGUUGCAGAGCACAUGGGACACAUGGAUGCUAGAGGAAGUGGACAAUUGCACUGGUUUUGAUAUUUUGGGAGAAGGAAUGUCUAAAUAUGUUCGAUGGCACUGACAAUCCCAGCCCCACAUGUGCUCUCAAAUUUGUACAUACCUGAUGUGUAAUGUAAAGUGAGGCUACAAUAUUUAAUUUGAUUUGAUUUGGUUUAUUCAUUUCCUUACAGCUUACUUUAUUGGAUUGUGUGUGAUAAAAUGUUUGUAUUUGUAAUAAUGGAAAUGUUCAGUCCAUUUUCUGAGUUUAAAUGUUAGCUACAAUUAAACAUUUACAUCUGUAAAAUGACUUGAAAUAUGUGGCAAGUCAUGUUUUACUCAGUUAAAAAACUAAGACUGAUUCUCAGGUUUGUUGUAUUUGUUUAAUAGAUUUUAAUGUAUAGCUUAGAAAACAACAUUACAUUUUUAUUUAUAUAAGAGUCUUGGUGCCAGUUUGCGCACAAAUAGCGUAAUGGUAAAUAAGGUAAUAAAAUGUAAACCAUUUGGAUUGAUAAUGUUGCAAAAUAUUAUAUCAUAAUAUAUUUAUAUUUGUGACGUUUUAUUUUUAGUUGAAAUCAUGAGACAAUCCCAGUCAUAUUUGCCAAAAUAUGUAAAUGCCUUUAUAUCGGAGACCUUAAACUGGACCAUGUGUUUAAUUAGAGUCAAUCAUGCAAUGUUUACCGUGACUUGUUCAGAGAGGGAUAUCAUGCCAUACUCUGUUUUUGUAUACUGUGAAUACUGAUCCUGUGACAUCAAUGAUAGUGUUGUUUUGUUUGACAAACUUUUCAUAUGAUUUUUGAUGCAAAAAACGUGAAUAAAUUGUGUGGAAUAUAA
Molecule: messenger RNA, 4254 nt
Organism: Trematomus bernacchii (emerald rockcod)
Lineage: Eukaryota; Metazoa; Chordata; Actinopteri; Perciformes; Nototheniidae
Gene: rbm20
Product: RNA binding motif protein 20
Exons: 14
Coding region: 1-3375 (1124 amino acids)
Biological process (GO): regulation of RNA splicing
Cellular component (GO): nucleus
Molecular function (GO): zinc ion binding; mRNA binding
Source: RefSeq, a predicted model, not a curated record